ACUGCUCGUAUUGUUUGGAGCCGCGCGUCUUUCAGUUGGCGGGUAUUUGUAGACAGCAGAGUGUCGGAGAGGUCUCAGCCAGCCGCAGAACAGCUUUCCAUUUUGUCGAGAAAAUGUCUGACUGGACCAGAGACCGGCAGCGCGACGCUUCCAGCAGCGAGCCCGACCGGAGAAACAUCGGUCCUUCUCGGUGGUCCCACUGCAGGAAGAGAGGAAUCGAUGGAAGCCUACGAACCAGCGAGGCAGAUGGUGGUGAUCUGAAAGGUGUCGGGCAGACUGGCAGCAGACACCUGGACAGCAGACAUGCAAGCUUCACCACUCCAGAGGGCACAGGUCCGGUGUCCCGCUGUGGUCGACAGGCCGACUGGGGCAGCCAGGUGGAGGACGAUGAGAUGAGGAGGGAUGUCCACAGGGACAUGCAGCGUUACAGGAGGAGAAUACUGGGAGCCGAGGUGACCCAGAGGGAGAGGAAGACCUCUUCUGGCUCUUCUGGGAGCUGUGACUCCAGAGAGGGAGAAAACAUGGAGACUGAUGAAGCUGUGUUGCUACGAAGACAAAAACAGAUCAACUAUGGCAAGAACACGCUGGCCUACGACCGCUACAUCAAGGAGGUUCCAAAACACAUGCGUCAGCCAGGCAUUCACCCCAAGACUCCAAACAAGUUCAGGAAGUACAGCCGUCGCUCCUGGGACCAGCAGAUCAAACUGUGGAAGGUCAAACUGCAUGCUUGGGAUCCCCCAAGAGAGGACGGCAAAGACAAAGCCCUUGAUAACAUUGAGGAGCUGGACCUCAACGAUGUCAUGGACAUUGAACUGGACUUUCCUACUCUGACUGAUUCCCAAAGCGCCCCAGCCUCCCUCACCACACACAGCUUUCUAGUGGAGGAUGAAGAGUGCCUGGGUACCCCAGUUAAAGUACAGAAGACAGAAGAACCCACAGCAGAACCGGACAUGGCAUAGCUUGUCGUCAGCCUUCUCCAGGAUCAAGCAAGAUAUUGAUGUACAGUUUAAAUGGUUGAUCUGUUUCCCCUGACUCCUCACAGUCAGACCCUGUUUCCCAGAAGGCCUCUGCUCCAGCUACCAUCUACUUGGUUUCUUGGAGGAAUGAGGCCCCGACACAGCUUCACACUGCUGUGACUGGCUGGCUGUCGUUAUUACACUCUCGUUUCUUUUUCAGUGUAUAGUAUUCAUAAUCCAUAGUUUGUUACCUUUUACAGAUCAUUAAUCUGCUCAGGGAGUCAUCUUUUUAUGGCAAGAUUUUACAAUGGCAUUUUUAAUCAAGCUUCAGCCCAUUUCAAUGGUUUACGAUGUGGUGUUCACAAACACCCUUGUUGCACUGAUGUGAGGCGUGCUGGAUCAGACCUCUAGGCUGCUGAUGUCCACAGGAUGCUAAUGUGAUGCUGCAUCCUGUGUGCAUUAGCCAAGUGGAAUCAAGUCCGUAGACACUGAACUCAAAUGGUCCUCUUCAUGGGUAAAAGUAGAAACUAGAGGCUCAUUGACAAGGCUUGUUUUCUUCUAAGUGUGUAAUGUUGAAGUGUGGAAGAGUUUAAACUUAGUACUUUCAGUUCAGUUAUAUUUGGCUGUGGUUGGUUUUUAUUUUAACACAGUUGUAGCCACAUUUUUUCUUGCUGUUUCUUUCAUGGUGAAGACUUUCAAAUAAA
This is a messenger RNA of Stegastes partitus (bicolor damselfish), 1660 nucleotides long. RefSeq names its product stem-loop histone mRNA binding protein (gene slbp). The record is from RefSeq and is a predicted model, not a curated record. Gene Ontology annotation, biological process: mRNA 3'-end processing by stem-loop binding and cleavage; mRNA transport. NCBI's taxonomy places the organism in Eukaryota, Metazoa, Chordata, Actinopteri, Pomacentridae. The coding region runs from base 114 to 959 and encodes 281 amino acids. Gene Ontology annotation, cellular component: cytoplasm; histone pre-mRNA 3'end processing complex. Gene Ontology annotation, molecular function: mRNA binding; histone pre-mRNA stem-loop binding. The transcript has 8 exons.